UUGACUUGAGUAUCAGCGAUUCAGUAUGUCUUCAUUUUCAGAACGUCCGCAGUGCUCAGUGCUCAGAUGAAUCCCGCAGCAUGUGCAUUUGACCGAAUCACUCGCGGAAGUUCAAACAGACGCGGACAUGACUCUAGCCUUGCUAUAUGCUUCGAUUGACAUCAGUUUCUCGCAGAAAAUGGCUAGGUCCAUUGACUCCCUCAUGACGGAUGAAGGGAUGAGGUGGAGUCUCACGAGUUGGCACAAAUAGUCCAGGUAGAAGGAACGACAGCCUUUCUUCCAUCAAGGUCACCCGACUGUUGUGAAAGAAUACAGUAAUAUGUUAAUUUGUAGAUCUGCUCUACGAUUCUGCCACGUAACACUGCCCGUAAACAGUUGCCUCGCGAUUGAGGCGAGAGCGAGGAUCCCAUUCUUGAUAGCUAUGAUCCAGGACUUGAGUCAUUUAACCGCGGACAUGGGCAGCUCCCUUCUUGUUCGCGAGCGAUUUGGACAACAACGCCACGGGCGUAAACAAAAGUGUACUGUGGACCGUGGUGAUCGGAUGAGGGAGUUCUCAAGUGCGUUUUAGUGACAUCCCCAUGCAAUACUGCACAGUGGGAAUACAAAUUAUACGCAUUUGUUACCACACGCACACGCACACACGGUUUCAGCAGGUAUCCCUCAAUCUUGCAAGCCCCUAUGGGCCUAUUGAAGGUUCCUUAGCCAUGCUGUUUAUUCAACUUACGCUUUUUAAGCGCCGAACUUCCAUUUCAAGUUAGAGGUACAUCGUGGAACAGAGGUUGCUCGCACGGGGUGGCUGCUAGACCUUUGUUGCGCUUAAAAGGGAGUCGUGCCAUUUCACGUCUAUGGUUUGUCGCUUUUCUUGUGGUUUCAAUUGGAAAACAUGUUUAAGUUUACAGCUCUAAUACUCUGUAAUCACGGCUUGAAGGACAACCCAAGGCACUUAAUCGGUAUCCUCAUUCCUGUG
Molecule: messenger RNA, 967 nt
Organism: Suillus discolor
Lineage: Eukaryota; Fungi; Basidiomycota; Agaricomycetes; Boletales; Suillaceae
Exons: 3
Coding region: 320-568 (82 amino acids)
Source: RefSeq, a predicted model, not a curated record